UUAACCCACUAAGCAAGGCCAGGGAUCGAACCCGCAACCUCAUGGUUCCUAGUCGGAUUCAUUAACCACUGUGCCACAACGGGAACUCCCAUAAUGGCUUUUAACCCUAGUAGCAUGGUAGAACCAAUUGGGGAGCUUUGAAAGAACACAGAUGCUGGGCCACAUCCCUAGAAAUCCCGAUUUAAUUGCCUGGGUGGGGCUUGGGCCUUGGUGUUAUUGAGCAGCUCCUCAGGUGAUUUUAAUAUGCAGGCGGGCUGGCCAACCACCACCGAAAGGUUCAGCACUAGCUGCUGAAUAAAGAGCUCCUGGGUUCAUCCCAGACUCCUCUGUGGCUACCUAUCUCUGUGAGGGGUAGGUGGUCCUGGGGUGAAGUUGCUUACCCUGUAACCUGCAAGGGGGGAGGGAAAGGGAGAAGAUCCCUCCCCCAACAGGGUGAAAGUUCAUUUCCAGCCUGAGAAGGAAGAUGGGCCCAUUAGUCACUGCAUGGAAGGUGGAAGAUUGGGGACCCGUCCAGAGUGGGCCUCCCCAACAGCCCUGCCAGGACUGACCCUGCUGUGGGAAGAAUGGGCAGGGAGACAAAGGGGAUGUGAAACAGCAAACAGCAGCCAAUUCAAAGGUCCCCUGCUUGUUGAAAAAAGGACACAAUAUUUGUGUAGGAUAUUUCAAAUUCAUUUGAUACUCCUAGGAACAGGCAGGGAAUGGAAUUUUCUCCCACUUUGCAGAUGUAGGACUACACUCAGCUAGUUGGUGGUAAGGUUCAGAUUGACCCAAGCCACCCAACUUCAAAUCAUGCUUCUUAGUAGCUCUUCCCCCUCCACCCUAAUUGUUUCUCAUACAGCCUCUGGUCCUUCUGAAGGGAAUCAAGGUCCUCCUUUUGAUGCCUCUCACUCCAGGGGCCCCGUCUGGCAAUCUUGGUUUCCUCCACCAAAUCCAUCAGCAUCUCUCACCCCCACCCCAACUAUAGACUGGUUCAGGAAUUAGGAAGCUGCUACUGUUUCCAUCCUUUUCUAGGCCUUUGUCUCCCAGAAAGAAGCCUGAUAGAGUGAAGAGGGGAAUGUUUUUACAUGAUGCCAGGGGGCUCCUUCUGAACAGAUCUGAUUCUGUCUACCCGGCCACCCCCAGGGCUCCCUGAUCCUGUCAUCCUCAGGAUAGGAUCUUGUGUGUGGUUACCAAAGCUCUUCCUGAUCUAGUGUCUCCCUGCUCUGAGCUCUCUCCACAUAUUGUAUCAGUUUUCCUUAGCACAUGGUGAAAGCCUAAUAAAUGGUACUUUUUGUUAUCAUCAUUGUUCCUCUUUGUGCACCUGUUGCCUUGCUGUUCAUGUUUCACCUCAGGGCUCCUCAGGUUGCCUCUUUCUGACUCCCACAGCCAAGCAGAAUGCAGAGCUAAGAGGCACAGUGGGAUCUGGAGGUGACUCUCCUUCUACGGCUGGGGAUGUCCAUACUGGCCUUUUAGGGGCAAAUUGAUCCAGCAGGUGUUAAUUGAGCACCUAGCAUGUGGUGAAGGAGCCUGGUGGAGGCUGGGAGUAGAAAACAGGGGCCCGUAUAAUCUGGCCCUGCUCUUCAGGAGCUUGGGAGCUGGAGGAUGAGUAGAGAGGCAUUUGGAUCCUGAUACAGAGCCAAGGAACCCGAAAUGGGAGAGAACACCUGGCUUGGUGUCCUCAGGAAGGCUUGGGCCACUGAACUGGGCCUUGAAUCGGCAGAAUUUGGGACAAAGAUGGCCAGACUGCUUGUGGCAGUGAGCGCCCCUCAGUGCUCCUGGGGCUGAGGCUAGGCUGGCCGCCAUGGAGCUGGGUGGGCCCUGGGCCUGGCUGCUGGGCCUGCCCACAGCCGUGGUCUAUGGCUCCCUGGCCCUCUUCGUCUCCGUCCUGCACAACGUGUUCCUGCUUUACUAUGUGGACACCUUUGUCUCAGUAUACAAGAUCAACAAAGCUGCCUUCUGGGUGGGAGAGACGGUGUUUCUCCUCUGGAACAGCCUCAACGACCCCCUCUUCGGCUGGCUGAGUGACCGUCAGUUCCUCAGCUCCCAGCCCUGGUCAGGUGCUGGGCUCUCCUCGAGGGCUGUGGUGCUGGCGCGGGUGCGGGCGCUGGGCUGGCAUGGGCCGCUGCUGGCACUGUCGUUCCUGGCGUUCUGGGUGCCCUGGGCCCCGGCUGGCCUGCAGUUCCUGCUGUGCCUGUGCCUGUACGAUGGCUUCCUGACGCUCGUGGACCUGCACCAUCACGCCUUGCUGGCCGACCUGGCCCUCUCCGCCCACGACCGCACCCACCUCAACUUCUACUGCUCCCUCUUCAGUGCGGCUGGCUCCCUGUCUGUCUUUGCCUCCUACGCCUUCUGGAACAAGGAGGACUUCUCUUCCUUCCGCGCCUUCUGUGUGGCACUGGCCGCCUGCUCUGGGCUGGGCUUUGUAGGAGCCACGCGGCUGCUGAGGCGGCGGGUCGAGGCGGCCGGCAGGGAGCCGGGGUGCCCAUCCCUGGCUGUGGACGGUGGCCUCGGUGAAGAAGAACUGCUUGUGGGCGGCAAGGAGGCAGGCAGCAUCACCUUGAGCCAGUACCUCCGGCAGCUGGCACGCCACCGGAACUUCCUGUGGUUCGUAGGCAUGGACCUGGUGCAGGUCUUUCACUGCCACUUCAACAGCAACUUCUUCCCCCUCUUCCUGGAGCAUCUACUGUCAGACCAUAUUUCCCUCUCCACGGGCUCCUUCCUAUUGGGCAUCUCCUAUGUCGCUCCCCAUCUCAACAACCUCUACUUCCUGCCCCUGUGUCGGCGCUGGGGUGUCUACGCUGUGGUGCGCGGGCUCUUCCUGCUUAAGCUGGGUCUGAGCCUGCUCAUGCUGCUGGCUGGCCCCGACCAUCCUGGUCUGCUGUGCCUCUUCAUUGCCAGCAACCGUGUCUUCACUGAGGGCACCUGUAAGCUGUUGACUUUGGUGGUCACUGACCUGGUGGAUGAGGACCUGGUGUUAAACCACCGUAAGCAGGCGGCCUCAGCGCUUCUCUUUGGCAUGGUGGCUCUGGUGACCAAGCCAGGCCAGACCUUCGCCCCACUGCUGGGUACCUGGCUGCUGUGCUUCUACACAGGUCACGAUCUCUUCCAGCAGCCUCCACUCACCCCUGUGGGGAGUGCCCAGCCCUGGCCAGAGCCCCCGGCCCCACCCCCGGCACAGGCCCCCGCGCUCCGCCAGGGCUGCUUCUACCUGCUGGUGCUGGUGCCCAUCACCUGUGCUCUGCUGCAGCUGUUCACCUGGUCCCAGUUCACGCUGCACGGGAGACGCCUGCACAUGGUCAAAGCCCAGCGCCAGAACCUGGCACGGGCCCAGACUCUGGAUGUUAAGACAGUGUGAUGGAUGCGGCAAGGCCACCCUACUGAGGACACUACCUGCAGCCCUGGGCAGCCAGCCCAGUGUCCUGCUCCUCCGCUUUCCUGCGGUACAGCCUGGAGGACAGAUGGCAGAGUGGGAGCUCCUGGGACUGAGCCAGGAGCGUCACUGAGGUCUAAGUUCCUGCCCAGCUGUCUGGCCCAGCUUGGGCAAGGGCUGGGCCAUUUGUGCUCAGGGACCUGCUUCCUCCGGAGGAGGAGGAGGGGAAGAAGAGGGCCAAGAAGGGAUGGGGCCGCCCUGUGGCCACAUGGGGUCACUGCGGGGAAGGGAGGCCUGUCCCCCUAUGGGCUGGGGCUGGAGCUGUGUGAGCUUGGGAACCAAUUUCUCCCAGUCAGGGGAAGCUGACUCUAAGUGCCACCAGCCCCUUCCAGUGGUUUCUCUCAGAAUUCUCUGCUUCAGCUAUGCCUGGAGUAGCAUGGCCCCAGCUGCCGCAGGGCCCCCCCAUCCCCACCCAGCCUCUAAAUGAGGUUCAUUUCAUCACAGACUGAUUAAACUCAGUCAUGUCUCUUCCA
Sus scrofa (pig) is the source of this 3882-nucleotide messenger RNA. The record is from RefSeq and is a predicted model, not a curated record. Lineage: Eukaryota; Metazoa; Chordata; Mammalia; Artiodactyla; Suidae.